UACUGAGUGCGAAACGGCUGCGAUGGUGUUUGAGACCAUGGAUGAGGCACCAUAAAGAUGUCUCCUUUGACAACCGAUCGAGCUCUCUAUCUGAGAAGGAGGUGGAAAACGGAAUACAUAAAGGGGAAAACGAAAACGUCAAGGAGAUCAAGAUUGCAGGUCUAUUUAAACGGUCAAGAUUUAUUCCCUAACUUCUCUCUCUAGGAACCCAAUUUGCUCUCCAUCUAUAAAAUCCCGAUGGCUUCUCUACAACCUUUACUAGUCUAAUCUCCUUCUCUCUCUCUCUCUCUCUCUCUCUAAUGAGCCCAAUUUGUUCCACAACCUUUACUAGUCUCCUUCUUCCAAUUCGCUCUCUGUACAGAACCCAAUUUGGUCUCCACCUUUAAAAUCCAUAUAUGGCUUCUCAACACCCUUUACUAGUCUUCUUCUCCCACAUCUCUCUCUCUAGGGAACCCAAUUUGGUCUCCACCUCUAAGAUCCCUAUGGCUUCUCCAAAACCUUUCCUUGAUCCUUGUAAUUCGCGGUUUGGAUUGGCCAGUGUGAAGCUCCGGGAAGCUCCGGCAGGGUUUGGAUCCAAUUCACCAAGGAGAGAGAAGACUCUAGAUCUAUUUGGUCAACGUCAAUAGUUCUGAGAGAGUUUCAAACAAAAACAGGAUACUGGGCAAGUAUCAGUUUUUUUUUUUUUACUUUUUGGGUUUGUAACGUUUUAAUUUUUUUUGGGCUUAGGCCUCUGUGGGCCUGUAUUACAAUUUUGUACCUUAUUGCAUUUGUUUUUAUCCCUGCAUUUCAUGUAAGCAUACUCUUCAAAGGUUGCGUUCCUUCAUCGUUCCUUCUUCUACCUUUCAAUCGAAAAUGAGCUCCAUCAUCCUGAUGAAGUCACUUUCAUUGGUCAGAAAAUGCAGAUUUCUCUCUGCAUAUGGAGGAAGGUUUCCAGUUCGUGCUUAUGCAGCUCCUGCACCUACUUUUGAGCCAUAUGUGGCUCAAUCCAGGUACCUUGGUUCUACUUCUAUAUCAGAUGAACAUCCAUCUUUUGAACCUUCCUCUAUGGUCAGCUGCAAGUAUCAUCAAAGUUAUGAUGAAGACAUUAAGUCUAAGACUUGGUGUCUGAAUUCCCUUCUUUGCAACUGGAAACAUAACUUUUCUGAGGGUUCAGGUCUGUGGAAUACCUGUGUUCAUGAAUCAGGUCACGCAGUGGCUGUUGCAGUGUUGAGUGGUGUCGAAAAGCUAUGUAAUGCUACUGUUGUGCCUGGCCCUGAUUAUUUGGGAUGCACCCGAUAUUUAAGCACCAGUUCACAUUUAAUGACUAGAAAGAAAUUGAUCGAUGAAAUGGUUAUAAGUAUGGCUGCUACGAGUGCAGAGGGGGAGAUUCUUGGUCCUGAGUUUGUAUGUACAGGAGCUUCUGGAGACUUUCAUGAAGCAAGAAUUAUAGCAAGAGAUAUUGUUGCGAUGUAUGGUAUGAGCGCUGGAUUUGGGCCUGCAUAUUUUGAUUUUGAAAACUUGUCCAAUCUGAAAUUAAGUCAUAGGACAAGGUAUGAAAUAGAUGAGGAGGUUAACUUUUUACUUGAUGAAGCCUGGAACAUGGCGAAAGAGUUGAUUAUCGUUCAUAAAGCCAAAGUACUUUUGGUUGCCCAUGCUCUACUUAAGAAAAAGACACUAUCGAAGGAUGACAUUGCCUUUCUUAUAAAGAUGGCUGCCUGUCCAACCAGAAACCUGUUGCUGUAGAGUUUGGGCAUUGAAUCUCCAACCAGAAACCUGUUGCUGUAGAGUUGGGCAUCAACUAAAUCUUUUUUUUUUGGUCAAAGGCAUCAACUAAAUCUAAGUUUCUGAAUCUCUAAGUUUGUUACUGUUUUAUAAUAUUGAAUGAUGUAUGCAGCGAGAGAGCUUGUUUGCAAUUGCUUGAGAGUUGCUAUGAGAGGAAGACUCUUGACUGUUCUGAUAAUGAUUUAAAAAUGUCACUUCAUUGCAUUAUUUUAA
Molecule: messenger RNA, 1974 nt
Organism: Lotus japonicus
Lineage: Eukaryota; Viridiplantae; Streptophyta; Magnoliopsida; Fabales; Fabaceae
Product: ATP-dependent zinc metalloprotease FTSH 4, mitochondrial-like
Exons: 4
Coding region: 853-1722 (289 amino acids)
Biological process (GO): proteolysis
Cellular component (GO): chloroplast thylakoid
Molecular function (GO): ATP binding; metalloendopeptidase activity; ATP-dependent peptidase activity
Source: RefSeq, a predicted model, not a curated record